AUGAAGGCUGCUACACUGCUCGCCGCCCUCGCGGUUUCGGUCGACGGCGCUGUGCUCUGGGACGGGCGCUUCAAUGAGUUUACCUCGUCGGCCGACCUCAACAAGUGGUCGUGGGCGAAUCAGGUCGGCCCCUACCAGUACUACAUCCACGGCUCGGGCUCGGUCGAGAGGUACAUCAACCUGUCGCCCGACUACAAGAAUCCGGCCGACAGCGUGUCCAAGCAGGGCGCCAGGUUCACGCUCGACAGCACGGCCUACUGGAACGGGCAGAACAUGCGGCGCAUCGAGCUCAUCCCGCAGACCAAGGCCGCCAUCAACCGCGGCAAGGUGUUUUACCACUUCAGCAUGAUGCGCCGGGACACCAACCCGCCCAGCGUCAACCGCGAGCACCAGAUUUGCUUCUUUGAGAGCCACUUCACAGAGAUGAAGUACGGCUGGAUCAGCGGCGAGCAGGGGGCCGGCAAUCCCAACCUGCAGUGGAUGACCAACCAGCAGAGCCGCUGGAAGACGGAGUGGAAGGCCGGCGUGUGGCACAAUAUUGCCUAUGAGAUUGACUUCUCGGCCAAUAAGGCCGGAUUCUGGCAUUCGGAGGGCGCCGAGCCCCUGAAGCAGGUCGUCGCUCCCGUCUCGGUGUCGACGUCGUCCAACGGCGCGGACUGGCAUUUGGGUGUCCUGGAGCUGCCGCGGUCGGGGUACCCGGACACCAACGAGGACUUUUAUUUCUCGGGUGUCUACAUUGAAAACGGCACCAUUACCACCACGAUUGGCGGGCCUGGUAAGUUCUUGACGCUUUGUUUCUCACGUCCCAUGUCAAACUCGCUAAUGCGCCGUCUAGCGUAG
Parathielavia appendiculata is the source of this 840-nucleotide messenger RNA. Its product is annotated as glycoside hydrolase family 131 protein. The transcript has 2 exons. The record is from RefSeq and is a predicted model, not a curated record. Lineage: Eukaryota; Fungi; Ascomycota; Sordariomycetes; Sordariales; Chaetomiaceae. Bases 1 to 840 code for a protein of 279 amino acids.